Messenger RNA from Mytilus trossulus (common blue mussel), 9928 nucleotides. Its product is annotated as FH1/FH2 domain-containing protein 3-like. NCBI's taxonomy places the organism in Eukaryota, Metazoa, Mollusca, Bivalvia, Mytilida, Mytilidae. Gene Ontology annotation, molecular function: actin filament binding. The record is from RefSeq and is a predicted model, not a curated record. The transcript is spliced from 27 exons. Gene Ontology annotation, biological process: cortical actin cytoskeleton organization. Gene Ontology annotation, cellular component: cytoplasm; cytoskeleton. Bases 424 to 7620 code for a protein of 2398 amino acids.
CGAACAUCACUAACCAAUAUCACCAGACAACCCCAAACAGAUACUGACAGUUUGAAAACUAACAACUGUGGAAUCUUUAGUGCAGUCAAAUUCACAAACCACGUGAUUUUAUAUUCCGUUUCUAAAGAUAUUUACAUUUCUUAUCAAAAUAUUCCAUUUUCCUGUUGAAGAUUUGUUAUCUAGUAGAGUAUGAGUGAUGAGGCUGGGGUAAUCCUAGACAGUCGUCAUCACUUUCGGCCGAGCGCUCGGCACAACACGGAAAAUGCAUUGGAAGACAAUACUAUAACAUUAAGGAUGUAGUCGUGUGACUGAAAACUUUUCUAUUCUAUCAGCGGACCAAUUGUUUUAUAUAUUAUGUAUCGUAGCCGAUUAAAUUAUCCAAGGGAUACUUUAAGGAAAACUGUUCAUUAAAGGAAUACAAAAAUGAGACGAGAAAGAACGCCUUCGUUCGAUAGAGGAUACGGAAGUCUAAGUAGCAGUCGGAGUCACGGAUCGCUUUACGAUAACGUAGGAACGAGUUAUGCUUCAAAAUACGGUGGAACAGGAAAAACUAGUAGUUAUUUAACACCCUCAUACGGAUCAUCCCCUCCUAAAUCAUAUACACCAACUUCUAGUUCUAGAGAUAAAUCAUACAGUCAAGGUCAAAGAGACAAGGCCUAUACUCCAACUAAUAGAUACUCAGGAUAUAGCGUCGGAAGUGGCAUUGGUGUGAGGGACCGAAUACAAAAAUUUGCCGGAGGCGAAAGCCGAGGGAACAAAGAAAUGUAUACACCUCUACAUAGUGUAAGAGGAACCUCCCAAUCAAGAGACGUUCCCGGUUAUGACAAAUAUUCAACAAGAACUACAAGUUCAGACCCUUAUGCCAAUCGAUCCGGUUAUUUAUCAGACUACGGUGGAAGCAAUCGUUCUUUAGCAUCUUACGACAGAGGAUCUUCCCGUUCAGGUCGGAGCUACGGAGGACCUCCAAGUAGGGAGAGUUCUCCGAUAAGUAGUAGAUCAUCACGUUACGGGGACUAUACCAGUGCAUCACCAUAUUCUACAUACGAAAGUUCACCUUCAGUGUCACGUCGAUUCGACCGACAACAAUCUGUCGAUUAUUCCCCAAGGCGGGAACCAGAUGAAUCUCAUAGAAGAAGAGAUUCUAUCAACGAACAUAUAAAGCCUCCUCCUCCUCCCUCAAAACGAAGGGAGAAAAUAACUUCAGACGAAACUGAUACUGAUGAUAGCGCACCUGAGGCUGAAAAAGACGGCUCGAAAGGCCGAUUUAAGAUAUCCAGAGGUACCUCUCCUAUGCACGAGGGCGAAACCCCUAGAAGAGAACAAAAAAAGAAUAAAAUAAGAGACAGAAAAGCUAUUGCCAGAACAAAAAGAAUACGAAAUACUACAAGAGAAAUAAGACGAGAAAACAUUUACAAAGAAUUCAAAGAAAUGGCCGACGCAUCGGUACAAACAAACGACGUAGCACCAAGAAGGCGAGGUCGACGCCAGGUCAGUGAAAGCGAUGACAUGAGAGAUAAAGCAGCUCUUGCAGCAAUGGCUAUGAUGGAAGAAUCAGGUGGGGCAAAUGGUCCGAAUGAUUCUUUUUAUAAAACUCGAGAUAAAUUUAACGAUCCUUCUGUUCCUGCCUCUCCUGGUUAUACCUCAUCUGAUCCUAAUACCAAGCGUUUCUCUCACAGAGACAAAAAUGAAUCCUUGCAUGACGUUCCAGGAGAAAAAUCUUGGAGACAAUCUGUUUAUGGUGAUGAAGCAGAAGAAAAACGAGGUAGACCAAAUCCGCGCACAAGUACACCAAUGUCUGCAACAGAAAAACGAUCAAGCAGAAACUCGCAGAUAUCUGACCGCGAGUCGAGACCAGAUUACAAUAGAUCUUCAUCCAGAGAAAGCAUUUUGGAUGAUAACCAAAGUAGGCGCAGGCGCACUAACAGCAGAGAAAUAUUGGAUGUACCUGGAGUUCAUGACGAACAACCUCCGCCAUUACCUCCAAGACGCUUACGAAGUAGGGAAAUGCUUGAUGCGCCCGACCCUGAGGCACCUCUUACACCAGAAACUAUAUCAUUGAGAGACAGUAUUGCUAAAGUUCACGAGUGGAAACAACAGCUUCCAGAACCCGAUUCUUAUUAUGGUGACCGUCUAACAGCUAAACCAUUGAAAGGAAGACGGUUAGAUGGAAAGGCUCCAAGUGACCAUUCUGAAGAGUAUUUUUCUGCCCAAGAUUAUCCUCCGCCUCCGCCUCAUAAAACAAGCAGAGAUGUUUCACCAGAUAGAGGGCGCACUGGCCGUGAACAGCGCCAAUCUGGGGGUUAUUACCGAACUGACUCACGUGCAGACUCCGUUCGAUCAACAAGAGAGAAUUCACCUUCUUAUUCACGUGAUACGUCGCCAAAUAGGCUAAGGUCACGUCAAAGACGAAAUCUUAGCCGAGAACACUCAAUUGAUAAUGUGUUUGAUGAUGAUCCAAGACUUCCAAACAAAGAUUUCCGUAAAUCUGCGCUCAACAAAUCUGAAUCUAAUUAUUUCGAAAAAGGCGAUCCGGACGGUGUACGGUAUCGCAAUCAAGAUGGCGUUCCAAUGAAGGGUAAUCGAAAAUCAGGAAGUUCUUCCGAUGCAUUUUCUAGGGACGAUUCUCCAAACAGAGCAAGGAGGAUGAGAAGGGAAGGGUCCAGAGAAGAUAUAAUUGACGACAGACGUCCGGGCCAUACCAGUGAUAGCUCAAAUUUCGGUUUUAAUAGAGAAGGUUCGCCCAAUAGGAAUCAAGCCAGACGUGUUCGAAGCAGACAAAAUUCCCGAGAAGACAUGCUGGACGACAGAAAACAUUCAAGGCCUAAUUCUAGAGAAGGUAUGAUAGAUGAUCGUAGGUCAAAUAUGUCAAGUAGAUCAAAUAGUCGCCAUAACUCUCGCGAAGAUGUUUUAGAUGAUAGGGGCAAACGAUUUUCUGCGAGAGAUAGACCUCAUAGUCUUGCAGUAUCAAACGAAAGUCUCGCACACUUAAGUAAUGAAGGAUCCCUUCGUUCUAUAAAUUCAGUCGUAACUGAUGACGGCACUGUUAAAAAAUCACCAUCGUCUGCAUUUUCCAACGAAAAUCAGGCACUGCCGGACAUUGUGAAUGGCGGGAAACUGUCUCCCAGAAAAGACAAAAGUGGUUACAUAAACCAAAAGCAAGACAUAGAUCACGUGUUAGAUGAAGUUCAUGGAGCACCAUCCGAUUUAUCCCGCCGUAUCGGAAGUCGUGGACCAAGGCCAUCGUCUGCUGAUGGAUAUUAUAUGGAUAGUAAGAAUAUUGAUGAAGUUUUGAAUAGGAGGUCACAAAAUCUGAUGGAUACACCUGUACCUAAAAUCCCAACCCCCUUAAAGCCAUCUCCUAAUAUCCUAGAAGAGAAGUUGGUUGAUAUUGAUUCACCAAUCAUCCCCAAGAAGGCCACCAUCGUCAAUGCUCCACCAAAUAGAGGCUCAGAUGCCAGGAUGAGACGAACGAUUUCUGAGACUGGGCAGCUGAUGUGGGAUACCCUAAAGAAGAACAAGGGAUCAGUAACGAUAACAGAUAUCUUACGGCUGUGUGAGAAACCAACUUCAAAAGUGAUACGUGUACCAGGGGUAACAGAAGGAUUCAGCGAUGUCAACUUUAAAGGUUUCCCUAACGCCAAUGAAAUGUUGGAAAACAGUGGAGUCGAUGUUAAAAAGCUUGAAGACUGUGCAUUACAGAUUUACCGCUAUCACAAUGGAACUCAGGGAGAUUAUGGAACUUAUUUAGAUCUUGAAACUAAUUUAGAUGAACAAGGAGAAGAGUUAGAAGGAUUUCAAGACCACAAAAAACAAAGUGAAGAAAGAAGGAAGAAUGCUUUGAUUUUACGAACACAGCUUACAGUAAGAGUACAUGCAGUUAUAGAAAAACUACUAAAUUCCCAUGGCAGAGAACUUAGAAGAGCAUUAUUUUCACUCAAACAGAUAUUUCAGGAUGAUAAAGAUUUGGUUCAUGAGUUUGUUAACAAUGAUGGACUGGACUGUCUCAUUAAAGUUGGAUCUGAGGCGGACCAGAAUUAUCAGAACUACAUACUUCGUGCCUUGGGUCAAGUGAUGCUGUAUGUGGAUGGUAUGAAUGGAGUUAUAAACCAUAACGAGACCAUACAGUGGCUUUAUUCACUUUUAUCCUCAAAGUUUCGUUUGGUGGUGAAGACUUCACUGAAGUUAUUACUGGUAUUUGUUGAGUACACAGAGACUAACACGAUGUUACUUCUCCAAGCCAUUAACUCUGUAGAUAAACGUAGAGGUUUGAGUGCUUGGACCAACAUUAUGAGUAUUUUAGAUGAAAAAGAUGGAGGUGACACAGAGCUACUUAUAUACUCCAUGACAUUAGUUAACAAGGUUUUGAGUGCUAUCCCAGACCAGGACACAUUUUAUGAUGUGACAGAUGCAUUAGAAGAGUUAGAAAUGGAGCGUGUUACACAACGACAUAUAAUGAGGAACGGAGCAGACUUAGAUCUGAUUGGUCAGUUUCAGUUAUAUGAAUCUGCACUUAAACACGAAGAUCAGGUGGAAGAAGAAGAGGAAGUACAGGGAGAACAUCUCAGACGUACUCCACGGACUAAGAGUGAUGCAGAUGGUGUCAGGAAGAGCAGACGUUAUUCUACAGGAAUUCAACAAAAGAAAUUACAGGGAAAGAAUAGAAGUGUUCCUUCAUUGUUGACAUUACAAGACGAGAAGAAACCAGCAGCAGAACGCUAUGCUGAACUCAGAAAUCAAUCUAUACAGAAUGCCUCAUUACCACCAGAAAAUAUCCAGGAUCAAAUGCCUGAUCCUAACAGAAAAAGACGUACAAGGUUAGAUGAAAUGAUCCAAGAUGUGGAGCCCCCAGACAAAGUGGCAGAAAUGCCCAAAAAUAUCCAAUGUAAUGGUACUGCAGAACUUAGUCCUAAGUCACAAAAUAGUUCUGAUGGAGAAAAGACAGAUUUAGGUUUGAUUGAUGAAAGUAUGAAAGAGGAUGAUGAUCUUCUUUCUCUGGCAGAAAGUAAGGCGGAUGAUUUAGUUUCGCUAUUAGACAGUAGAGACAAUGAUUUAGUUUCUACAGCAGAAAGUAGAGACGAUUUAUUAUCGAUAGCCGAAAGUAGAGACGAUUUAUUUUCGGUCGACGAAAAUAAGGAAGAUGAUGUGUUUUCGGUUGAAGAGAGUGCUAAGGAUGAGGAUGGCAAAUCGUCUCCCUUUGAUUCCAGUGAUGAUGGAAGACAGAAGUCUCAUGGGUACUCAAUAAAUAAACAAAAUGACAUUGAAAUGCGUAAUAAUAAAUAUAACGAAUCUCAGAACGCUUUGGAACAAAAUAAUAAUGAACUUAGUCCUAACAGUAGUAAUAGUCGAUGGUUACAAUAUAUGCAAAAAACUAAAGAGGAAGAAGAUAAAGUGAAGGAACGAGAAUUAACAGAAAAAAUACAAUCACAACAACAUCCUGAUGUGGACGUCCUUAAAAAUCGGGGGGAGAGUGUGUCAAAUCUUAAAGAUGCUUUAUCACAAAACAAUGGUGGAAUUCCUAUGAUGAAACCUCAAGAAAAUUAUGAUGACAAUAAAAUACAGUCAAAUAUCGAUAGAUUUCAACAGAAACCUGAAAUUCAAAAUGGUAGAGAAAAGCAAGCACCGAAAGGUGAUCUAAGUGGACUUAUAUCUAAAGCUAAGGAGGGACUAGUUGUAAAACCUAAUGAACCUCCUAAACCUAAACCAGCAACUCCCGAAAUUGUUUUAACAGAAAGUGAUUUACAAUGGGACAAACUUAAGAAAAGAUUACAUCGGCCAUUAAAAAUAAAAGACUUAGAUUUUACUGAUUUAUGUGACGAUGAAGAUAUAGACGUUUUUGCUCCCGUGCCAUUUGCAGGAGGGCCUCUUGGGAUAGGUGGAAUACCCCCUCCGCCACCACCCUUUGGUAUAGGUGGUCCCCCUCCACCUCCUCCUCCCCCUGGAAUGGGAAUCCCUCCACCCCCAGGACUUCCAGGAGGAAUUCCCCCACCACCUCCAAUGUUUGGUGGAGGACCACAAAAUAAUGUAGAUUCAAAUUUGCCUCCUGCACCUGGGUCAACAUUAAAAAAGAAAAAGAAGACAUUAAAACUUCAUUGGAGAGAAGUGAAAACAGAACAGCCCCACCCUGUAACUAAGGGAGAAACUGUAUGGAAGGACCUUAUUGAUGUUAAAGUGGACCCUGAUAAACUGGAGCACUUGUUUGAGACUCGAAUGAGUGAAAUCAAACAAAAGAAAGCUGAAGCAGCUGGUAAGAAAGAAAUCAAUGUCCUUGACCCCAAAAGGUCAAAUGCCAUUAACAUUGGUUUAACAGUACUACCUCCACCCAGGACCAUCAAAGCUGGAAUCUUAAAGAUGGACAACUCCAUAAUGAACAAAGAGGGUAUCGAGAAAAUCUUAACAUCUAUGAUUCCAACAGAAGAAGAAAAGGGGAAGAUAUUAGAAGCUCAGAUGGCUAAUCCAGACAUACCCCUUGGAACAGCUGAACAGUUUCUUCUUACAUUGUCAUCUAUUAGUGAACUACAGGCUAGACUGUCUCUCUGGUUAUUUAAAUUAGAUUAUGAAGUUAUAGAAUCAGAAGUUGCUGAGCCACUGUCUGACCUGAAGAAAGGAAUAGAUGAACUGCGGAAAAAUAAAACAUUUAAAUGUAUUUUAUCAGUUGUAUUAACCAUUGGAAACUUUUUAAAUGGAGCCUCAGCACGAGGUUUCAGUAUUGAUUAUUUAACCAAAAUACCUGAAGUUAAAGACACUGUACAUAAACAUUCAUUACUUCAUCAUUUGUGUAGCAUCAUUAACGAACAAUUCCCUGACACGACAGAUUUAUAUUCAGAUAUUGGAACAUUAGCUAGAUGUUCACGGGUUGAUUGGGACGAACUUGCUAAUAAACUGAACCGAUUAGAAUCAGAUUGUAAAGCCUCAUGGGAUCAUUUACGUGCAAUCGCUAAACACGAUGGAAGCUCAAGUUCUAGUAUAAAGUCAAAAUUAUCAGAAUUUUUAGCAGAUGCUGCCGAAAGAAUUAUGAUAUUAAAAAUUGUACAUAGAAGAGUUUGUCACAGGUACACUAAGUUAUUAUUGUACAUGGGAUUACCUAUACAUACAGCCAAAGAUCUCAAAGUUAAUGCCUUCUGUAAGAUUGUCAGUGAGUUUUCACUGGAGUAUCGUACAACGAGGGAGAAAGUUAUACAGCAGUUACAGAAACGAGCCAAUCAGAGAGAGCGAAAGAAAACCAGAGGAAAAAUGAUUGUAGAUACUGAUAGAUUUUCUAUGACAAAUCCAAAGGAAACAACACACAAGGAUGAUGAACUACAGAAAAUAUUAUCUAAUGGUUAUGUUAGUUGUGAUGAUAGAGGAUUCCCUGGUCAGAAACACAGAAGUAGACGACCUUUGGACACUCUGAGUAAUAAAAGUUCUCGUGGCUGUGUAACCACAGAUUCUGAGAUGUAUGAUACGGGUGAUGAUGAUUUAUUAGAAGCAUGUGUUCGUACCGCAACGGCAGCACCAACCAGAAGUGCUCCCAGGGAGAGGAAAAGGGCCAAAAAUCACAGAAAAUCCUUGAGAAGGACACUGAAAGGAGAAAUGACAGCUGAAGAAUGGGAAACUGUGGCUUCAUAUUCAGAUGCUGUCUAAGGAAAAGAGAUACAGACCGUGGUGAAGGAGGAAGAGAAUGAAGCUAGCUCUGUCUCAUUGCUGUCAUGGCAACCUGAUGCAAUAUGUACACAAAUGACUACAUCAGUCUUUCAGAUAACAAUGUCCCCAUAUAAUCAUCCAUAGUCCAUAAUCCCAUGACAUAUAAUGUCCGCUCAUUUACAUAUUCAUGAGAUUACGUCUUUUGCAACUGCUGAAAAAUUUAAGUUAUAAAAUGCAAUUUUGUUGCUCUAUUGUAGCUUUAGAUAUUAAAGUUUGGAGUUCUCUUUAUUUACGGGAACAUGUGAUAUUAAUAUUGUAAAGAUUUAACUUAAACCUUUUAUUUCCUGCAAAAGAUAUUUAAAGCAGUGUUUAUUUUAAAAUAUCAAAUUUUAAAAAAGAAAUGAAAAGAAAAGAAAAGAAAUCCAUAACUUAAAAAAAAACACUGUUUCAGAUUGGUGCACAAGAUAAAAUCCAAAAAUGAUCAACCUAAGUGCACCAAAAGGUUUAUGGCAAAGAAAAUCCAAAAAUGAUCAACCUAAGUGCACCAAAAGGUUUAUGGCAAAGAAGUAGAAUUUUACAAAUAGAUCCUUACUUUUAAUUGACAACUUUUAUAUUAGAUUGUUAAAUGAAGAUGUUUUGUUUGAAGUUUCUUUAAGGCUGGCACUUAAAAACAGAAACAAACAUAUAUAGCAAAGUAAAAUUAUUCUAAAAAUGUGUGUUGAUGUUGUAACUUAUAAAUUGAACAUAAUGAUUAUUAACUUAUACAAAAAAAAAUAUUUAGUGCUUUAAUUAUAGAAUGUACAGUUGCUAUAAAAAUGUUAAGAAUUUUUAAUGUUAUAUUUAAUGUGUUCUAUUUGUAUGUACUCUUUUAAUGCAUUUUUGGUUAUGUAAAUUACUAAUGUCCAUUGUAGUAAAUAGCCAAAUUGAUAAGCUUAAUGUUCUUGUGUGGUCUAAACUGAUGGUUUUAAUAAAAGUCUGUUGGAAUAGGCCAUUCCUUCAAUAGCUCUGGUGAUAACCAGCUGGGAGUAUGUGAAGCAGUUUUGUCUUACAAGGCCGUUAGAUCAAACCACAAACUUUUGUCUUCCUAAUAGAAAUCUGUGAUAGUUAAAUGUUUGCUUGUUGUUAAGUAUUUUAAACAAAUAUUUUUAGUGAAAUGAGAUUUCGAAAUUCUGUUUUUAUAAAUGUUACAGAAUGAAUUUUAUUUUAAUUAAUCUACAGUUAAUUGAUGUUUUAGAAGAAAUAUAUUAGCAGAUGACAAUUUUUUUCUUUUAAAUAAAAGAACAAAAUAUAUCAAAAAUAUGAAUAUUAAUCCCUGAAAAAUAGUCAUAAAUGCCACUAAUAACUCGUACAUCUAUAAAAAUAUGAGAUAUACUGUGUAUGAAACAGAUUUCUUUAUUUGAACUUGAAAACAGUUGGUCCAAAAUAAAGUUUUUAGAUAAAAUAAUGUAUGGAGAUCAAAUAAAAUAGGUUAAGAAUUCAAUUAAAAGUUAAUAUCUUGCCAGAAAUUCAUCGCCACCAUGGGAUAGGGAUUUAAUUUGUUUAUGGUGAUUGUUGCAAUAUAUUGUGGAGUUGGUGUAUUAAACUAAAUGUUUUAAUAUUUUACUUGUUAGUUGUUUUUUAUUUGUCUCAUUUCCAUUCUGCACUGUUUUGUUUUUUACAUGUACAUUUUUGAGAAGUUUUUAAUUUAUUUUUGUUUGUUUUACAUAGAAACAUGCUUUCAGUAUUACUCAUGGGAGAUAACUCAUUUUUAGCAGGGAUGUAACUCUUUGUUAGAAGAGAGAUAACUCAUUUUAGCAGGGAGGUAACUCUUUGUUAGAAAUAAAAUAACUCUGACAAUCCAUGGUCAACAGGGUUUUAUGUAGAAUGUGUUCAAAUGUGUAUAAGAUUGGAAUAUGCAGGUUAUCUAAAUUAAAUUAAAUAUUAAAAAUAAUAAUCUUUGAUGAUAUAGAGGGGAUUAAUUGACAAAUUUAUACUACACAAUAAGUUAAUUAUAAAUGAGAUACAAUGUAUUAUAGUUUGAAUAAUAAGCAUAUAUUUCCUAGUCUUUCAGUUUGAUGUUUUAAUCAUCAUUCGUUUUUAAGGAGGUAAAUCCAGAUACAAUCUGUUUACAUGGCAUUUAAAGAGUUGUCUCCACUUUGUCAUUAAAACCUAGUCAAGCCACAAUCCAUGACAUUUGUACAUUUAACAUAUCAUUUCUGACGGAGUGUAACAGUGUGGCUCUAUUUGCUAAAAAUCCUGCCAUAUUUUUGUGAAUUACAUCAUUUUUUUAUAACAAUAUGGAAAAUAGAAUUAAAAUUUUUCUAUAGAA